CACAAAGAUAAAAUAUUUGUGGUAAAGUGUAACCCACACCAUGUUGACAAACUGGUUACAGUUGGAACAAAGCACAUCAAAUUCUGGCAACAAGCAGGUGGGGGUUUCACAUCUAAAAGAGGAAUUUUUGGAAGUGUUGGAAAAUUGGAAACAAUGAUGUGUGUUUCUUAUGGGCGAAUGGAAGAUUUCGUGUUCUCAGGAGCAGCUACAGGAGAUAUUUUUAUUUGGAAAGACAUUUUGCUACUGAAGACAGUGAAAGCUCAUGAUGGGCCUGUGUUUGCUAUGUAUGCAUUGGAUAAGGGUUUUGUAACAGGUGGAAAGGAUGGAAUCGUGGAGCUCUGGGAUGAUAUGUUUGAAAGGUGCUUGAAGACAUAUGCCAUUAAAAGAGCAGCAUUGUCAACUAGCUCAAAAGGCUUGCUUUUGGAAGAUAACCCUUCAAUUCGUGCCAUCACUUUGGGACAUGGACAUAUCCUGGUGGGAACAAAAAAUGGAGAGAUCCUGGAAAUUGACAAAAGUGGCCCAAUGACACUGCUUGUUCAGGGGCACAUGGAGGGAGAAGUGUGGGGGCUGGCAGCGCACCCUCUCCUGCCCAUCUGUGCAACAGUGAGCGAUGAUAAAACACUUCGGAUCUGGGAAUUAUCCUCCCAGCACCGUAUGCUGGCAGUACGGAAACUCAAAAAAGGUGGGAGAUGCUGUGCCUUUUCCCCUGACGGGAAAGCCUUAGCAGUGGGUUUGAAUGAUGGCAGUUUCCUGGUGGUAAAUGCUGAUACUGUUGAAGACAUGGUCUCCUUCCACCAUAGAAAAGAAAUGAUUUCUGAUAUUAAAUUUUCAAAAGAUACAGGAAAAUACCUUGCUGUGGCAUCCCAUGAUAACUUUGUGGACAUUUACAAUGUACUUACAAGCAAAAGGGUUGGCAUCUGUAAAGGUGCUUCUAGUUACAUUACACAUAUCGACUGGGACUCUCGAGUCCUAGGUAUCUAAGAGACUAAGUUAGCCUGCAGGUG
Messenger RNA from Talpa occidentalis (Iberian mole), 1004 nucleotides. RefSeq names its product echinoderm microtubule-associated protein-like 6. NCBI's taxonomy places the organism in Eukaryota, Metazoa, Chordata, Mammalia, Eulipotyphla, Talpidae. The transcript is spliced from 8 exons. Gene Ontology annotation, molecular function: microtubule binding. The record is from RefSeq and is a predicted model, not a curated record. The coding region runs from base 154 to 981 and encodes 275 amino acids.